This is a messenger RNA of Nematolebias whitei (Rio pearlfish), 1589 nucleotides long. It is a transcript of the gene tfb2m, whose product is annotated as transcription factor B2, mitochondrial. Gene Ontology annotation, biological process: transcription initiation at mitochondrial promoter; rRNA methylation. The coding region runs from base 185 to 1501 and encodes 438 amino acids. Gene Ontology annotation, cellular component: mitochondrial matrix. The record is from RefSeq and is a predicted model, not a curated record. NCBI's taxonomy places the organism in Eukaryota, Metazoa, Chordata, Actinopteri, Cyprinodontiformes, Rivulidae. Gene Ontology annotation, molecular function: mitochondrial transcription factor activity; rRNA (adenine-N6,N6-)-dimethyltransferase activity. The transcript has 10 exons.
ACAAUAAGAUGCGCACGAGGCACCACGAGAUUUGUAGAAGUUUUCUACGUAGAGGGUAAAGAUGUGAUGGGCUCAAUGUCACUUAGUUAUCUCGUUAUUUACAGGCGCAAGGGGAGGUUUUAACGACCUAUUUUGUUAGACCUGUAAAUACACGACCAUCUCUAGAAAGAGGUACCAGUUCACCAUGUCCACCCACAUUUGUAAAGCGGUGGAGUUGAUGCUGCAUUCUUGCAGCUGCACCAUCAGAAGUAGAUGCUGUUUACCAAAGGCAGUGAUGGUCCCUAUGGGCUGUGGUCCUAGGAUUCUUGGACUUCAUAGAAGAUAUUACAGCAUGGACUCUUUGGGUCCUGGUCGGCCUUCACUUGGUCCAAGUUCCCAACUGCCUCGUUCAGAGAGAACGUCAGCGUUGGCCCAAAGAAACCUGUCUGCAGCAGCUGUACAGGGCCAGUUUCAUCCUUUGUGCCACUAUGACUACCUGGAUCUUGGGGAGUUGGAGGAUAAUAUUCGUCAGGCUCAGGCUUGUAAAAAAGUCAGACACUUCAUUGUGGAUCCAGAUCUGGCUAAUGUGGUAGCGCAGCAUUUGGGACCUGAUCUACAGAAUAGUAAAACUGUUAUCUUCGAAUGUAACCCAGGUCCUGGGGUGUUGACAAGAACACUACUAAAUGCUGGUGCUCAGAGAGUUGUAGCUCUUGAGGGUGACAGAACCUUCUUGCCUAAUCUGCAGAGACUGGAGGCACAUCUUGAUGGUCAGCUGGAAGUGGUUUACUGUAACUUCUUUUGCCUUGACCCCAUCGGCAGUGGCAUUGUGAAACCUCCAUCAAUGUUAGCUGACAAACUGUUCACUGACUUGGGAAUAUCAGAAGCUGCUUGGGAUGAUGAUGUCCCAGUGAAGGUGGUGGGAAUCCUGCCCCAGCGUAAUAAGCGUGGCUUCCUGUUUAAGAUGGUUUAUGCUUUGUUUGAGCGAUUAUCUGUUUACAGAUAUGGAAGAAUAGAGCUCAACCUCUUUAUUGACGAGAUGGAAUACUUGAAAAUGGUGUCUCCUCCUGGUAACAUGAUAACCUACAGAGCCUUUGGUAUCCUCUGGCAGAUGGCUUGUGAUAUUGAACUUCUACACAAGGAACCCUUGCAGUCGUUUCUGGUGUCUGGUGCUAAGAAGAGGAAGCUUUCAAAUAAUCACAUGUGCCUGGUGCGAAUGCGUCCUCGGGCAGACCUGUUCUCUGCAAACCUAAAUCCCUCUAAUGCUUCCACCCUGCUGAUGAUGAUCAAACAGUGCUUGGUGAGGAGGAAGAUCAAGCUCAUUGACAAACUCAAUCUCUGGGCUCCUGAUAGUGGGAGUAAAUUGUUAUCAGAGUUGGGCCUGCCAGAGGACAUACUUACAGGAAACGUAUACCCAGAUGAGUAUCUUCGCCUGUUCCAGUUGAUGGACAAGAGUCAGGAGUUCACACAAAGCUGGCUUUAUGAUGAGGUCUUGGAGAACCCACAAAGGCAGGGCUGGACCUAAAAUGCAGAUUAACAGGUUCUGUGGAAAAGAUCUGAAACACAAGGCAUGUACAAACGUGUAAAAAAUGUACAAUAAAUUUAUUAAAAUA